AUGUCCUCCUACAUCAAGUUCCUGAAAGACAUCUUGGCAAAGAAGAGGAAGAUUAAUGAUUUUGAGAUUGUAGCUCUAACGCAAGCAACAAACGACGACUUUAAGAAUGGAGUGCCAGAGAAGAUGACAGAUCCUAGAAGCUUCACGGUUUCCUACUCAAAAGGUGGAAUGGAUUUAGGUUGUGCUCUAUGCGACCUUGGGCCAGAAGGCAAGAUUGAAGAUGUUUUGGUGAAAGUGGACAAGUUUUUGUUUUCCGAAGACUUUGUUAUUCUGGAUUACAAAGCUGAUCGGAAGGUUCCUAUCAUUUUAGGGCGGCCAUUCCUAUCAACUAGUUGCACCCUCAUAGGCGUCCACCAGGGGGAGUUGACAAUGCAUUUACAAAGUCUUCGGAAGGUUCCUAUCAUUUUAGGGCGGCCAUUCCUAUCAACUAGUUGCACCCUCAUAGGCGUCCACCAGGGGGAGUUGACAAUGCAUUUUAAUGAUGAGGAGAUUAAGUUCAACGUUGUCAAACCGAUGAAAUUUCCCUCUGAUGUUGAGAAUUAUAGCGCAAUAAAGUCCUUUGGAUGGGACUAUUGCGAGGAAUAA
Messenger RNA from Cucumis melo (muskmelon), 585 nucleotides. RefSeq lists its product as uncharacterized. The transcript has 2 exons. NCBI's taxonomy places the organism in Eukaryota, Viridiplantae, Streptophyta, Magnoliopsida, Cucurbitales, Cucurbitaceae. The record is from RefSeq and is a predicted model, not a curated record. The coding region runs from base 1 to 585 and encodes 194 amino acids.